Manis pentadactyla (Chinese pangolin) is the source of this 1777-nucleotide messenger RNA. RefSeq lists its product as uncharacterized. The record is from RefSeq and is a predicted model, not a curated record. The coding region runs from base 1 to 1005 and encodes 334 amino acids. Lineage: Eukaryota; Metazoa; Chordata; Mammalia; Pholidota; Manidae. The transcript has 3 exons.
AUGGAGAUCGGCGCCGCCGCCACUCGCAGCAACCCCUCUCCCCCGAAAUCGGCCGCGUCGGGGCUCACUUACCGAGCCUCGCACUCACCUGCGGAGCCUCCGGGAUGGCUGGGGGUGGGGGCGCGCGGGGCUGGAGCCGGCGAGCGCGGGUUGAAAGCUAGCCAAGCUCUGCAGCGCCCGACCCGGGCGUAUACGCCGCCGCCAGUCCCCGCAGAGAAGUCGUCCUCCUACCCCCGCCUCCAUCGCUCUGCGUUUCUCUUCCAAUCAGCCGGUCGCUUGGCGGCUCCUCCAUUCUCCGGCCAAGCCCGCUGCGUAGAGCGAGCUCCACUCUUCCAUCUGCUUGCCCGGCUUCUCGCUACCCUGCCGGGGCCGGCGAGGCGAUGUGAGGCCGGAGGGGGAUUUGCGAGGGAACCUGCCUCCUUUCCCGCUCCCAUUGCUCCCCUCGUGCUGCUGCCUCCUGCCUCCUGCUUCUCUCCUGCGUCUUUCCAACUCUCCCCUGUCGCCACUGCCAAUCCCCGCCACGCAGUCAGCUUGUCAAAAAGGCUCGGCCAGCCCUGGGAAAGCAGGCCGCGGGCGCUGCCCCCCCGGCGGCGACGGCGGCGGGGAUCCGCGAGGGGAGCCUGGCACCCGGCCUUGCCGCCGGAGCAGCAGCCGGGCAACCUCCGCGUUCCACCAUCCUGCGGACCGGAGGUUGAAAGACCUGGGAGGGGACCCCCAUCCACCCUCCGACGGCUGUGUUUCUGCCUCCGCUCCUCAAAGGAAGAAUUAUCGGGACGCAGGGAGCCAGAAGACUUAAGACCGCCUGCUUCCAACAGCCGAGCCUACUGUUUGGGCCAUCGCUCCGGAGGCAGCGCCAUUGCUCCCGGCUUCCAGGGCUUCCAGGCUGCCAGUCUCCCGCACCGACACGGCUACUGCCCACAUCUCGGCCAGUCGGCCACAGUCCCUUCAGACCCUCCUCUGGCACACAGCCUUCUCCAUCACACAACGGCCUUGCUGUUGCUGUAAUUCCUCUUGUCUCCUAGGAGAAAUGACAUUCCGUUCCCAGGACUUCCACAGUCCACAUCUGCCACGUUUCACAAACGGAGGAAAACCCUGUCAAGAUCUGGUGUGUCCGGAUUUUUUAGUGGGCAGGAGAGGCCGCCUUUAGUAGGAGAGGCUAUUUACCUUAACGCUAAUGAAUCUUAAGCUUCACGACCCCUCAUUUGCAGGGCUUGUGCAAAGCCCUGUACUUAUUUUUGAUUCAUCUUUUGGUAUUAUUUUUGUUAAAGAGAGCUCCCCCCCUUCUUUUUACAAGUUUUGACCCCACAAAUCCCGCUCUGUCUUUGGAAUGUACACAACAUUUUGUGUAGGAUCAAGCCAUCUCACACCGUACGUGAAUCGAGCAGAGACUGACUUUCUUGUUUUAAUUGGUGAAGAGUAAAGGGUUUGGAGUCAGAAGUCCCAGCUCCAGUUCUCACCUUUCACCACCUUCAUAAUAGCAGCGUGUGAGUUUGAUCAAGUCACAACUUUACCUGAUCUCAGUUUCUUUGUCUAUAAAAUUAGAAUAGCAGUUCUUUCCUCUGCUUUCCUCCCCAGCAGUUGGAAAGUAAAACUGUAGGAUACCCCACAGUGUCACUUGCUGCAGUUACAGUGGGAGAAUCUUAGGUCCCAAGAAAUUUCUAAGUCUUUCACACACAGAUUUGGAGUCCAGGUGUUGAGGCUCCUGGCUCUGAACUUCUUGGCUGUGCCAUAGCACCUUUUGGUAAAGUGCUUUGGAAUAAAAUAGGGUGAACAUGAA